Penicillium oxalicum is the source of this 570-nucleotide messenger RNA. RefSeq lists its product as uncharacterized. Bases 1 to 570 code for a protein of 189 amino acids. The transcript has 2 exons. NCBI's taxonomy places the organism in Eukaryota, Fungi, Ascomycota, Eurotiomycetes, Eurotiales, Aspergillaceae. The record is from RefSeq and is a predicted model, not a curated record.
AUGCAUUCCAUCCUGGGAGGCUCUCCCACAUUCCGACUAGAGAAGUGGAGAGAGACGGAGCGAACCGGGCGAGAUUCGGUGAGGCCAACCGAGACCCACGGGGAGCUGGAACCACGAGCGAAGGCCGUAGGAUCACAAACUGGAAAUUAUGCAGAUGCUUGUACAUACAAUGGUCAGGAUUCCUUCGGCAAUUUUGCGGAUGGAGCUGGUGCCUCGCCACCGUCCAAAUCACAUGGUGUCACGCCGGCACGUCAACCGCCUUCACCUUCCGCAGAUGGAAGGGACAGCCCAUUCCUCGUGGCCAUCGGCUCGCCAGCCUUAGACUGUGCGCCGCCUUUUCCUUACACCGAUGCACGGUGUGCCUGCAGCCCUCGUCCUCGAGUCUCAAAGGGAAUGGUCUGCUCCAGAGCGGAAGCGACAACAUCACCGCUCUGCACGGCGCACGGCGCAUGGCGUGUGGCGCUUCCACGAACCUUCCAGGACCGCUGGAGGGAAGGGGGGAGGGGAUCCAGUUUCACGCAGGGUGGCGUUUAUGCCGAUUUCUAUCAAUUUCCAACGAAACAAGAAUGA